Molecule: messenger RNA, 363 nt
Organism: Dibothriocephalus latus
Lineage: Eukaryota; Metazoa; Platyhelminthes; Cestoda; Diphyllobothriidea; Diphyllobothriidae
Source: the annotation of a GenBank genome assembly
AUGCCUCUGACGGAAAUGAUUCGCGCCGGCGGCGGCCCAAGCACCGCAUCUAUCGGUGCAAGCAGCGCCACGGGUGGCUCCAGGGGCACUGGAUCAAGCUCAGCGGCUGCUAUGGCCACAGCAGCUUGUGUGUUUCUGUCCUUCCUGGCUUCAUCGUCCUCCUCUCUUGUGACGGCUCCUGCUUCGACCUAUUCUGUGCCCUCAGUUCCAGACACCAGUGUAGCAGGUAUGUGCCUUACUUACUACGUAUUGCUUUACGUCUUUCGUUGUUUCUCGCAUCAAUUAGGUCACUUUUUGUGUUUGUUUGCGUUUGUGUUAGUUGUGGGUCAACCACUGGCCGCCGCAACACAUCAUCUUCCAUAA